AUGCUCCAACAAACCGUUUACGAAUCUGGCAACCCUUUGCGGAGACCUUCUUGUGGCUCGAUUUCCUUCAACGUAGACUCGUUUGAACACUACUACACGUCCCAAAAGCACUCCAAUAAACUGUUUACGAAUCCGUCCACCCUUCCUGGAGGACCUUCCUGUGGCUCAAUUUCUUUCAAUGUAGACUUAUUUGGAUACCAAUAUAUAUCCCAAAAACACUCCAACAAACCAUUUAUAAAUCCCUUAACCCUUUGUGGAGGUUUCAUAUUUAUUUUUUGCCCUUAUGCCAACUUCUGCUCAGGACCUCCCUGUGGCUUGAUCUGCUUCAUUGUAGACUUGUAUGGAUACUACUAUAUGCUCAGAAAAUGCUCCAACAAACUAUUUAUGAAUUGCACAAUCUCUUUUAGUGGUAGUUGGCUGUUGUUCUUGCUUGUUACAAGUCCUCUGAGUUUAUGA
Laccaria bicolor S238N-H82 is the source of this 456-nucleotide messenger RNA. RefSeq lists its product as uncharacterized. The transcript is spliced from 4 exons. Lineage: Eukaryota; Fungi; Basidiomycota; Agaricomycetes; Agaricales; Hydnangiaceae. The coding region runs from base 1 to 456 and encodes 151 amino acids. The record is from RefSeq and is a predicted model, not a curated record.